This is a messenger RNA of Schistosoma margrebowiei, 1605 nucleotides long. The record is from the annotation of a GenBank genome assembly. NCBI's taxonomy places the organism in Eukaryota, Metazoa, Platyhelminthes, Trematoda, Strigeidida, Schistosomatidae.
ACAAAACUUUUACAAAACACAAAAUUUAAUUCAGUAUGUGUAUGGGACGAGACAAACAUGCAUUUAGUUAUUUCUGGUGGUGGGAGAUUGAACUAGUUGUAAUACUUUCCAGUGGUUAUUUCGAAUUGUGAGCAACUAUCGAGUAAUGGAUGAAAACGAGAAGAAGGCAAGAGAACUGAUUGCUGAGGCACAAAAGAAGAAUAAAAAAGGGUUCUUUGCUUUUGGUUUGGGUUCAGACAAGACAGAUGAAGUGAUAUCAUUGUAUGAGAAAGCGGGAAAUUGUUUUAAGAUGGCACACAAUUGGACUGAGGCCGGCAAUGCAUUUCUAGAGGCUGCAAACCUAAGUUUGGGCCAAAAGUCAAAGCAUGAUGCAGCCACGCACUAUGUGAACGCAUCACUAGUUUUUAAGAAGGAUGAUCCAAAAAAGUCUAUUCAAUGUCUCACUAAGGCGAUCGAAAUAUAUACUGAGAUGGGUCGGUUUACUAUAGCUGCAAAACACCACAUGACUAUAGCUGAAAUCUGUGAAAAGGAUUUAGUAGAUAUUGAACAGGCGAUUCGUCACUACGAACAGGCAGCUGAUUAUUACAAAGGUGAAGAAUCUAGCAGUUCAGCGAUGAAAUGCCAGCUUGCCGUGGCUCAACUCGCCUCUCAGUUGGGACAAUGCGAUAAGGCUGCUAACUUGUUUGAAGAGGCUGGUAAAGCAUCAAUGGAAAACAACUUAUUGAAAUAUGGUGCUAAAGGACAUCUUUUCAAGGCUGCCAUUUGUCAUUUCUGUGUGGAUUUAAUCAACGGUCAAAAAGCGCUCAAAACAUAUGAAGAAUGUUAUCCUAUGUUCGCUGACUCCAGAGAGUGUGCUUUGAUGAAGAAAUUAUCAGAAGCUUUGGAACAAGAGAAUGUAGAAGCUUUUACAGCGGCUGUUCAAGAGUAUGACAAUAUAACUCGACUUGAACCAUGGAUUACAUCACUUCUCCUCAAACUUAAGAAAACAAUAAGUGAAGAAGAGGAUAUCACUUAAUUCUUAAGACUUGAUGUUAUUUAUCUAAACAAAUAAAUAAUUUACCACUGAAUGUUAUCAUGUUGUGAACCAUUCCAAAUAACAUUUAGUUGUUUCGUUUAUUUUUUCGAGUUACCAUUCAUUUUUCUACACUUAUGUAUGUGCAAUACACUAUUUUCCUCCAUUUUGCACGUACAACCAACCAAGACAUUCCUGCGUAUUGACUUACAGUUUCCUCUUGAGGUUAAGCUUUACAAACUACUAUAUAAAAUUCAUCCUAUCAUCAUUUACACUUUUCCAUAUUUUCCUCUUUGUGUAAUUUUAUUUGUAAAAUAGGUUUAUUUUGUUUUGCAAGGUAAACUCUGCUAUUUGUUGUUCAUGUGUAACCUGGUAAUUUCCACUAUGAAUAAUAUUUAAUUACGCUCCUAUUGUUAUUUCUGUAUAAUGUUUAACAAACUUUCUUAGUGAUAACAAUUACUUGUUUUCUUUAUUAGUGCUAUUGUGAUACACGUUUAUUCUUCUGACAGUGGAUCUAACUUAUGUAAUAAUUGUAUGGUACCAGCGAGUACUUAUUUAGUAAUAUUAAAAAAAACUAUGGUAUAUACAUUUUA